Molecule: messenger RNA, 3209 nt
Organism: Pocillopora meandrina
Lineage: Eukaryota; Metazoa; Cnidaria; Anthozoa; Scleractinia; Pocilloporidae
Source: the annotation of a GenBank genome assembly
AUGUCUGAUAUUGAGUCCAGAAAAGCAAAAGUGCAAAGAAUGAGAAACAAAAUAUCUAAACUUGACGAAACCUGUGAUAAAAUCCAAACCCAAGUCACAAAAGUAAAAAGAAGCGCGCAACAGUUUGCCGUAAGCAUGAUUGCUGUCAUCGAAGCCAAGAAACAGGAAAUCUUUUCUGAAGCGGAUCAUGAGGCACAACAGUACCUGGAACGUUUGCGAAUACAAAGGAUCGAGAUUGAAAACAAAGUAGAAAUGGUCGAAACAGCUCUAGGAAAAUCUGAAACACUAUUACAACGGAGCACAAACGCAGAGCUUGCACAGUUCGAUGACUCACAAAACACAACACUCUUGAAAGGAAUUGAUGAUGAGAGAGAAGAAGUCGACUGCAACCUUGAACAUUUAACAUUUAUUUUCGAGGAAAACAAAGCUUUGAAGACAAAAGCAAUCCACGAGGGAAUCGGCUCCAUUAGAGCGUUUCUCAGCCAGACCAGAGCGGAUCAAGCAACUGCUGAAGGAGAAGGACUCACUGAGGCGAUCGUUGGAAUUCAAGCGAAAUUUGUUUUGACGACAAGAAAUGCUGAAGGACGACAAUGCCACGACGAGCGUAACCGAGUAACAGUGGAAAUUAAAAAUCAGCAAGGCCUUGACUGUGCGACGGAAGUGCGAGUCCAAGAUAUUAAAGAUGGUAGCUAUAAAGUGGGUUAUUUUUCCAAAGAAACUGGAAGAUGUAAGGCAGAAGUUAAACUAAACGAAGAACAUGUUGCAGGCAGUCCAUUUCCGGUUCGAGUGAAACCCAGAAAAUUCAGACUCCUGCUAUCUUUUGGACAACGAAGUUCGUCUGCUGGAGUGUUAAACCUACCCUGGGGAGUGGCAGUGAAUGAACGCGAUGAAAUUGUAGGGACUGAACUCGGUAACAGCAGGGUUCAAGUAUUCAGUAGUGAUGGAACUUACUUACGGUCGUUUGGUAGACAAGGUAAUAAACAGGGAGAAUUUAAUGGCCCAUGCGGAAUAACAAUACAUGAGACUAAUAACAUUAUAGUCGUGGACAGAGGUAACCACCGUGUUCAAUUGUUCAGUGAGCAGGGUGAGUACCUGAGCCAGUUUGGUGGUGAGGGAAAUCUUGAUCACCAGCUGUCUAAUCCUCUCGGUGUAUCUGUAGAUACUAAAGGCAAUAUUAUUGUUGCUGAUAGCGGUAACAAAUCAAUUAAGAUCUUUUCUCCUGACGGCCAUUAUUUAAGUAAAUUCGGGGGUGAGGGUUCUUUUACCUAUCCCUUUCACUGCAUACAAUAUGACAAAUAUCUGAUAGUGUCAGACAGAGAUGAACAUUGUAUCAAAGUGUUUGAUAGAAAUGGUUAUUUUUUAUACAAAUUUGGAAAUAAGGGGGAAGGGGAUGGAGAGUUCAAUAAGCCUUGUUAUUUAUCAGUUAACAAGGCAGGACACCUGAUGGUCUGUGAUACAUGGAAUUACAGAGUACAAGUAUUUGAGCUAAGUGGAAAAUUUGUAACAAAAUUUAAAUCAAAAGGAGAGAAAAAAGGAGAAUUUAAUUUCCCUGUCUCUACUGCAGUGCUCAGUGAUGGUCGAAUAGUUGUAUCUGACUGUUGGAACCAUCGCAUUCAGAUAUUUGAAUAGACAUAACAUCCUUAUGCCUUACCAGAUUUGAGCUCAUAUUUUCAAACUUUUAAACAUUAAACUGCUUUCAACACGUGAUUUAUAUUCUCUGUAAGAAUCUUCUGAAUGGUCAAUGAAACUACAACGCUAUAGUUUCAAUUAAUGCUACAUCCAAGAUAAAUAUCUUGUUACACCUAUUUUAUAUGAUAUUGUUAAUUAAGUAAUUACAGAAUUUACUACUAUUGUCAUAAAACAGAUCAUCUCCUCCACUGGUUUAACUCACAAAAAGGCUCCAAACUCAAAAAUUGUAAAUAAUCAAACAGUAGAAAUGUGUCAUUAAAGUAUUUAUGAUUGCAUUUGCAAACUUUGCUGUAUAGUAAUCACUUGGCAAAAACAAAAAGGAGUGAUUUGAAACUUUCCGACCGAUUUUAGUCCAAUAUAUCUGGGAAGGUUACAAUUAUACCUCAUUUAUUAUGAAAGAAAGCUAAGAUGAGAAAAACCUUAAAAAUGUUUUAGGAUUUGGGGUAGUUUCCGCCGUUCUGUCUUUUAGGAUUUCGGGUAAUUUUUCCGCCGCUUCGUCUCUAAGGACUUGGGGUAAUUUUCCGCCGUUCGGUGUUAAGGAUUUUGCGAAGUUCACUGCCAUUCCACCAUUCUGUCAUUCCACCGUUCCGGUGUCCUAGCGGAUUUAGACUUCCCGGUCCAAAUCCGCUAGGGGAUAUGAACCCCCCUCCGCAGAUUUGGACCCCCCCAACAGAACCGAGUGAAAACAUCAUCCUUAACGUUCUCGUAGAAAUAGAUAAUACUUUCCGUUUCAGUGCGUACUGAAGUAUGUUUUUAAUUCAAAAUAUGCGUAUCGCCGAUGCAUACGAACUGGCAGCUAGAAUUGAACCGUCGGAUUUUUCUUUUGACCAAGGGAAAAUGUGCAAGCAUUUUGUUCAAUGUUCGGAGAAAGGUCGUUUUUGAACCUUUUCCGCGAUAGUCGAACACCGCUAGAUUAAGUAAGAUACAAACUUAUGACACUUAUUUAUUUUGUUAUUGUUCAAUGCCCAAGUGUUGAGACGACAUGGUACACUGCAAGUUUGUUAUUUCAGAUCCCACAACAGUUAAUAAUCGUUAAAAUUAGAAAAUAAGAUUGAGUUCGAUGAAAUAGUCUCCACUUUUGUUAAGGCGUAGACAUUAAUGUUGAUUUGCAUCUGAAAAUAAGCUGAGAGUUCCAAUAGCUCAGAAUAGAAACAUUUUUUCUUAUAAUAGGCUUUACGAACGACUUGUAGUAGGAGUUGUUACUUCGUUCUUGUUCAGAAACUGUUUAAUGUUAUUUAAUUAGAAAAUCAGACUGAGUUAUUUUUGUGACUGGACGCAACAGUCACCACUAUUAUUAUGAAGUUUCGUAUCAAUGUUGAUUCGCAUCAGAAGAAGCAAAGAUUUAUUGUUACAAUUUCAAUCGUUCUGUGACACCGGCUUUAAGGGUGCCCUUUCCGGUGAGAUGUCUAAAAAGCACCUCGUGGAAGGUAGCGACCGAUCAAAUAACGUAUUUGCUUCAAUCUCAUCUGAAAUUUCCACAUAAAUCGGAAAUGUCUCGUAAUUGCGGAAGUCCUGGGUGA